This is a messenger RNA of Glycine soja, 987 nucleotides long. RefSeq lists its product as uncharacterized. The coding region runs from base 1 to 987 and encodes 328 amino acids. Gene Ontology annotation, molecular function: nucleic acid binding; zinc ion binding. The transcript is spliced from 2 exons. Lineage: Eukaryota; Viridiplantae; Streptophyta; Magnoliopsida; Fabales; Fabaceae. The record is from RefSeq and is a predicted model, not a curated record.
AUGGCAUGUCCAGAGGGGAAAAAAGUUGCUUUUGGUACAUAUACUCUGGUGGAAGAAGCUGAGUAUUGGUGGGAGAAUACUCGCCAAUGCUUAGAGGUUGAAGGUCAAGUUGUGACCUGGGAUGUCUUCAAGAGGGUAUUUUUGGAGAAAUACUUUCCCGAGGAUGUUAGGAACAAGAAGGAGAUGGAGUUCUUGGAGCUCAAGCAGGGGAACAUGACUGUGGUUGAAUAUGCAGCCAAGUUUGAGGAGCUGGUGAGGUACUUUCCCCGUUAUCAAGGGAGAAAUGGUGAAAUUUCCAAAUAUGUGAAGUUUCUAAACGACUUGCAACCUGAAGUGAAGCAAGUUAUGAAUUACCAAGGUGUUCGUCAGUUCCCACUCUUGGUUAACAUGUGCCGGAUUUGGGAUGAAGACUCUCGCGACAGGGCGAGCUAUUAUAGGAGUACGGGCCCAAUGAAGAACAAAAAGAAUGGACCUCAACAUCGGGGAAAACCGUACUCAACCCCUACUAAGCAAUAUGGUAAAUGCCCCAACUAUCAGAGGACUGUUGCUAUGGGGUUUGUGGGUGAUAGUGGUAGCAAACCCAAUACUUUCCCCACUCAGAUCACUUGUUACAAAUGUGGUAAGCCAGGGCACAUCUCCUCAAAUUGUGCUGAUAAAGGCAUAACCUAUUUUAAUUGUAGACAAAGGGGGCAUAUUCAGAGAGAUUGUCCAUAUCCCAAGAAGGAGCAUAAUGGUGGGGGCCUGAAUGACCAAACUGGACAUCCGAAGGCCAUGAGAAGAGUCUUUACCCUUAACAGUGCCGAAGCUUCAAAAUCCAAAGAUCUAAUCCAAGAGUUUCCUGAAGUGUUCCCUGAGGAUAUGUCCGGUCUACCACCCGAGAGAGAGAUAGAGUUUUCCAUAGACCUGGUACCUGGUACCUGGUGCUGGACCAUAUCCAUAGCCCCUUAUAUGAUGUCUCCUAUAGAGUUAGCCGAGCUUAAGAAAUAG